CAAACAAACAUCGCCUCACCUCAUUAAAGUCACCAUCUUCCUCGCACAAAUCCAUAGACAAAGAGCAUACCCCACCGUUUGCUAAACCCUCCAUCAUCUCUUCCUUCUCUUAAUUUCUACCAUUAAUAGUAGUAUUAUCUGCAUCGGUGUUUCUCUUUUGGUUUUCUUUUUCCCCUUCUUGGUAAUUGAAGCAGAUAGAGUAAGAUGCACGCCAAGACAGAUUCCGAGGUGACCAGCCUCGCUCCCUCAUCGCCGACGAGGUCUCCACGGCGUCCAGUUUACUACGUGCAGAGCCCGUCCAGGGACUCCCACGAUGGAGAGAAGACAGCCACUUCGUUUCACUCCACGCCGGUGCUUAGUCCCGUGGGAUCUCCCCCUCAUUCUCAUUCCUCCAUGGGUCGCCACUCCAGGGAGUCCUCGUCCAGCCGGUUUUCCGGCGCGCUUAAGUCUGGAUCCCGCAAGAUCUUGCCUAAUGAUUCGUCGGGACGGGGCGGGCAGCGCAAGGGAGGCAAGCAGUGUGAUGUGAUUGAGGAAGAGGGGCUUCUGGAAGAUGAAGAGCGUGAGAGGGGCCUUCCUCGUCGAUGUUAUUUCUUGAUAUUUAUCGUCGGGUUCAUUGUUCUCUUCUCUCUGUUUUCUUUGAUUCUCUGGGGUGCCAGUAAGCCACAGAAACCCAAGAUCAUGAUGCAGAGUAUAUCGUUUGAGCAAUUCAAGAUCCAGGCGGGUUCAGAUUUUAGCGGCGUCAGCACUGAUAUGAUCACAAUGAAUUCGACGGUGAAGUUGACCUAUCGAAACACCGGAACAUUCUUCGGAGUCCAUGUCACAGCUUCUCCUCUAGAUCUCUCGUAUUCUGAAAUCCCCCUAGGAUCAGGAACAAUGAAGAAAUUUUAUCAAUCCAGGAAGAGUCGAAGGUCAGUGACUGUAACAGUGAGUGGUGACAAGGUUCCUCUGUAUGGAAGUGGGGCAGGUCUGAGCAGUUCGACAGGGACGACGACACUUCCGGUGGCACUGACACUGAGCUUCACCGUCCGAUCAAGAGCUUAUGUCCUGGGCAAACUGGUUAAACCAAAUUUCAACAAGAAGAUCGAUUGCAACGUGACGUUUGAUCCAAAUAAGAUUAAUGUCGCAAUUUCACUCAAGAAGUCUUGCACAUACGAUUGAUCACUGAAGCAAAUCGUCGAACACAUGGAAGGCACCGUCUUUUCUCGGUUUUUCUUUCCUUUUUUUCUGUUGAGGUUGUAGGGAAGUGAGUUGGAAAGGAAAUGAAGUACAGCUCAGCGGGCAGCUUUCGAAGUUGUUAGGGCAGGUAGUGGGAAAUGGAAAACACGGAUGCGGACUUUUGAGGCUGCCCGAGUGCCCGGAGGUGAGAAUAUACGUGGACGUCGGUG
Rubroshorea leprosula is the source of this 1385-nucleotide messenger RNA. The record is from the annotation of a GenBank genome assembly. NCBI's taxonomy places the organism in Eukaryota, Viridiplantae, Streptophyta, Magnoliopsida, Malvales, Dipterocarpaceae.